AUGGGUCGAGCACUUCUGAGGCAUCCUAAACCGCCGCUCCACCAUCUCCGGCGCCACCAUCGCCCGUCUGCCUCAAGUGGAGAUCAACGCCGUCCUCGACCUCCCGUCCUGUCUACACGAAACCAUCAGGGCCGAGCAGCAGCUGUCCAGCGGGAAAGCGUCCGAAGCGGACACGAUCCCUGCCGGGAUCUAAAGCACGGUGACCCCUAUCUCAUUGAUCAUCUGACUGCACUCUCGCAAGAGGUGUGGCGUCAAGGAGAAGCCCCGCAGGAUUUCGAGGACGCCAAAGUUGUCCACCUCCCUAGGGAAAAGGUAACCGUCAGCUCUGCGACGACCAUGGAGGCACUUCCCUGCAGAACAUCGCCAGGAAGAUCUUCGCUCGCAUUCUCCUCAACCGCCUCAACAACCAUCUCGAACAGGAUCUACUGCCGGAGAGCCAAUGCGGCUUCCGUCGUCAUCGUGAGACCACGGACAUGAUCUUCGCCGCCCGUCAACUUCAGGAGAAGUGUCAGGAGAUGCGGACCCACCCGUACUCUACCUUCGUGGACCUGACGAAAGCCUUCGACACGGUGAAUCGUGAAGGACUGUGGAAGAUCAUGCAGAAAUUCGGCUGUCCGGAGCGAUUCACUCAGAUGGUGCGUCAGCUGCACGACGGUAUGAUGGCGCGAGUCACGGACAACGGAGCUGUCUCAGAGGCAUUCGCAGUGACCAAUGGAGUGAAGCAGGGCUGCGUACUGGCGCCUACCCUCUUCAAUCUUAUGUUCUCUGCCAUGCUGCUGGACGCCUACCGUGACGAACGUCCCGGGAUCUGCGUCGCCUACGGGACGGACGGCCGGCGGCUGCACUUCCAGUCGCGUGUAUCCACAACCACCGUCCACUGUUCGCCGACGACUGCGCCAUUAAUGCAACUACUGAUGGAGACAUGCGGAGGAGUAUAUAUCUCUUCUCCGCCGCCUGCGAGAACUUCAGCCUGAUCAUCAACACGCAGAAGACGGUGGUCAUGCACGAGCCGCCAUCCGACGUUGCCUACGUCGCAUCCCAAAUCCACGUGAAUGGCGCCCAAAUGCAGGUCGUGAACAACUUUACCUACCUCGGCAACACCCUCUCCCGCGCCACCAAGAUUGACGAUAAAGUGGUCCGCCGGAUUUUCAAAGCCAGUCAGGCCUUUUGCCGUCUGAAAACCACAGUCUGGAAUCGCCACGGUCUCCACCUCAACACCAAUCGGAAGAUGUGUAGGGCAGUCAUCCUGCCGACACUGCUGUACGAAGCAGAGACCUGGACAGUGUACAAGAUGCAGGCGCGGAAACUCACUUACUUUCACCUAAGCUGUCUUAGAUGGAUAUUGAAACGAAUCCAUCACAUAGACUGGCGUACCAGUACCUAA
Spirometra erinaceieuropaei is the source of this 1384-nucleotide messenger RNA. The record is from the annotation of a GenBank genome assembly. Lineage: Eukaryota; Metazoa; Platyhelminthes; Cestoda; Diphyllobothriidea; Diphyllobothriidae.